Messenger RNA from Cucumis sativus (cucumber), 1036 nucleotides. Its product is annotated as expansin-A16-like. NCBI's taxonomy places the organism in Eukaryota, Viridiplantae, Streptophyta, Magnoliopsida, Cucurbitales, Cucurbitaceae. Gene Ontology annotation, cellular component: extracellular region. The record is from RefSeq and is marked provisional. Gene Ontology annotation, biological process: plant-type cell wall organization.
UCUACUUCAAACUCAAACUCUCUACUCUCUCCUUUCUCCCUCUACAAUGGUGCCAACUAUUUCCACAAUCUUUCUCAUCUCAUUCUCUAAUUUCUUGCUAACAAUGUCAUUACCAUUUGAAAACAGAGCGCUCAUCGGAGGUCUUCACGGCGCCGGACCAUGGCACAAUGCUCAUGCUACUUUCUACGGCGGAAAUGACGCUGCCGGCACAAUGGGCGGCGCGUGUGGUUACGGCAACUUGUACAGCCAAGGCUAUGGCGUGAACACGGCGGCGCUCAGCACAGCUCUUUUCAACGACGGAUACAGCUGCGGAGCUUGUUUCGAGAUCAAGUGUGUUAAUGACCCGCAAUGGUGCCACGCCGGUAACCCUUCUAUUUUUGUGACGGCCACCAAUUUUUGUCCUCCCAAUUAUGCUCUGCCUAAUGACAAUGGUGGAUGGUGCAACCCUCCUCGCCCUCACUUCGACCUCUCCAUGCCCAUGUUUCUUAAGAUUGCCCAAUACCGUGCCGGUAUUGUUCCCGUCUCCUUUCGCAGAGUGGCAUGUCGGAGGGAGGGAGGAAUGAGGUUUACGAUCAACGGAUUUAAAUACUUCAAUUUAGUAUUGAUAACCAACGUGGGAGGCGCAGGGGAUAUUGUGAGUGUGAGUAUCAAAGGGUCGAAGACAGGGUGGAUGAGUAUGACACGUAAUUGGGGUCAAAACUGGCAAUCAAACACCGUUUUGGUGGGUCAGUCACUUUCGUUUAGGGUUAAGAGCAGUGAUAAUCGGAUUUCAACUUCUUCCAACAUUGUUCCUUCUCAUUGGCAGUUUGGUCAAACUUUCAUCGGCAAAAACUUCUAAUUCUUGAUUUUGGGUUUCUGAUUUGGUGUUGCAAUGAAUCAUCUCUCUAUGCAGUGGAAAAUUUUAAUGUUUUAAGUUAGUGAUAAUGAUCCAAUAGUAUAUUUGCUAUCACAUCAUAAUAUGCUUGUAAAUUGAUCACAUCCUUUUCAAUUAUAUAAACCAAUUCCUAAUGUUAUCCAUUGCUUUUAAGAUUUAAAA